AUGUUGCCCGAAUCUGCCCAAGCCUGCGCAAAGUCCCCGUGGCUGUGGGCUAUUCCUGGAUUGGGGGCUCUCUGCGGAACGGUAACAAUUGCCGCCGUCUACCACACGGCAGCCCGGCAAGGCCAUCUGCCAAAGGGCUCCAGCACACCCCCCAUCUCCUUCCUUGGGAUUAUGGAGCCAGAACACACCAUGUACCAGCUCGGCUUUUUGGUGACGGGGCUGCUGUUGGCCGUAAGUGUUCGGCUAUGGUCAGCAGUCUUCGCGCCGCUGCUGACCACAGCGGGCUUUCAGCAGUGUGCCAAGGAUGCAAUGCCAUCUGCGCAUUGUUUUCGCCUUCUCAGAUAA
Messenger RNA from Symbiodinium pilosum, 345 nucleotides. The record is from the annotation of a GenBank genome assembly. Lineage: Eukaryota; Dinophyceae; Suessiales; Symbiodiniaceae.